Molecule: messenger RNA, 2754 nt
Organism: Vespa mandarinia (Asian giant hornet)
Lineage: Eukaryota; Metazoa; Arthropoda; Insecta; Hymenoptera; Vespidae
Product: CDK5 regulatory subunit-associated protein 3
Biological process (GO): regulation of mitotic cell cycle
Cellular component (GO): endomembrane system
Source: RefSeq, a predicted model, not a curated record
UUUUAUGCUAGUAGUUUAUGGUUGAGCUGGAUUGAGCUGACAAUUUCUCAUGAGCAAAAUUGAAGUAAAUCAUCACAGCAGCUGUUACAAUUUUCAUAAUACAGUUAAAUAAAAUACAUAUUAUUUAUCAUGAAUGAACAAAACAUUCCCAUUGAUAUUAAUGUUGGUAGAUUAUUGGAAUGGCUAAUCAGUAGAAGACAUUGUAAAAAAGAUUGGUAUUCAAAAGUUGUAACUAUUAGAGAAAAGAUAACCGAUGCCAUAAAAGAUAUGCCAGUCCGAGAUGAUGUAGCAUGUUUAUUGUCUACCAUUGACAUCAAUUAUUUUGACUGUCGCAAAUUGGUUGAAAUUUUAAAAGAAACCGAAGCAGAUACAAAAAAUAUGUUUGGGAGAUAUGGAUCGCAAAGAAUGAAAGAUUGGCAAGAAAUUAUGUCUUUGUAUGAAAAGGAUAAUGUAUAUCUUGCAGAAGCAGCACAAAUGUUGAUGAAAAUUGUGAAAUAUGAUAUACCCAGUUUAAAGAAACAAAUUCAGAAAUUACAACAGAUGCAAAAUGAUUUAGAUAAAGAAACGGAAAAACAUAAGAAAUCAGAGAGAACAGCAAAAGGUGAAUUCGAUGCCCUCUGUAAGCAAUUAAAUAUUUCUGGAAAAAAUAUCAGAUUUGAAUUGGCUGAAACUGCUAAAAUCGAAUUACCAAAAAUUUGUACAAAGAUAGCGGAAAAAACAAAAUCUCUCAGUGAUAUUGUUAAUUUUUAUGAAGCAUAUGUACAAUUUACAAAUGGGAAAGAAAUUAAUGAAGAUAGUAUGAAAUGUUUAAAGUAUGUGAUAGCAAAAGGAAAUACUACAGCAACAGAAUUUUUACAAGAAGAUUCAUCGCAAUUGACAUCUGACUCUGAUUUCAACAUCACUGUUGUAGAAGAUAAUAAUGAAAAACAAACAGAAGAUAUUUAUGACAUAAGAAUAGAAAGCAAUGAUUCUUAUGCAGAUAACAUCACGUGUGAGAGUUCUGAUGUAGAGUUGAUAUGUUUACAAGAUGAACUAAUAGUAGACUACCCCACUCCAACUAUUUUAGAACAUCAAACAAUGAUAGACUUUAUGAAUGAUUUAUUAGAACUGGAAGCAUUUUUGAAAAUGCGUCUAUAUGAAUUUCAACAAGAAAGUAAAGAAAAUUUGAUGACCUUUAGUCACAUGCAAGAGGCAUCAGAAAUUGUUCAACUUUCUAAUUUACAAAGUGUACAAAAUAUGUUAGACAGAAUGCAAAAUAUUAUAUCUGACAUGUCUGAUAGCAAAUAUGAACAUUUAUACUCUAUCAGAAAUCUUCCAAGUUAUGCAGAUACAUUAACCUUAUCUCUACAACGAAAAUUAGCUAUAGUUGAGAGGAUGUUAAAAUAUCAAGACACUUGUAUACAAAAGAGAAAAGAAGCGGAAGAACGUAUAAUAAGUCUACAGCCUCUUUUGAAUCAUGCAGUACAAAGAAUGAAAGAAUUACAAACCGAGAUAGAACAAGAUAUUUCAAAGAAAUAUCAAAAUAGAACUGUGCACAUAAGAGGAGGUUCUAUUUUGUAAUAAUUAUUAAAUUAUACGUUGAGUAAGACUUGCACACAGCUAUUCUCUGAACUGUUAACUCAUGAAAUAAGAGUAAACUAAAACAAAAUCAUAUUUUAUAUUUUUGUAAUAUAAAUUCCUGAGGUAAACGCUGCUAUUAAGAUACGUGCAAUCUGUAAAUACAUUAUAGAGAACAAUUAUGCUUCAUUAUGAAAUCUAUCUUUGGUAUAAUGAUACUAUUUUCUUAAUGAGUAUUGAUACAGUACGUGAAAUUACAUAAUCAUGAAAAGAUUUUGUACUAGUCUCCAAGGUGAUGAAGUACAAACAGCCUUUGUAGUCGGACAAGGAUAGCGGCGUAAGCAUUCUGCUAAUGAUCUAUCACAUUCGCAUAAACGUUGUGCACACGAUCCCGAUCCUCCCCAUUUACCAUGUUCAACGGCUAUAAAUCAAAAGAAUAUCAUCUACUAUGUCAACUACCAUAAUUUUACUAAGAUAUAACUAAUGAUAUACCUACCACAUACAGGUUUGUAACCAUGAUAACAUCUCCAAUAAUAGGGUGCAAUAUAUUCCAUGAAUAUAGGACAUUCUGUGGCAUCGUAACACCAAUCGUGCAUUUUACAACACCUAAAAAAUUACUUUUUCGUUAGGGAAACGGCAACACUUUGAUUUAUAUUACAAAAUUAAGGAAAUACCGAUCGAUUCCAUCAAUGACAUAUCCAGAUCCUAAGAAGCCACAAUAACAACCAUAUCCUUUAUAUACCAAAGGAUUACAUCCUGUAGCACACACUACCAUAUUGUAAAGAUGAAUGACACCUCUUUUAAAUCUUGUAUGAUUCGUAAGUUCACCAACACUUUUAAUUACAACCAUGGAUUUAUUUAUCAAUUGUUUACAUUUAAAUCAACUUUUAGCUAUUUAGUUAUUGAAAAUAAUAUAUACUUACAUCGUUUUGUCGGCCUUCGUAAUAUUCUUAGUAGCAUUGAGAAACGAUGAUAAAUCAAAAUGUAUACUUUUAUUCGUAUUUUUCGAAGAUCUUAAAUUUUCUAGAUACUCGGUAUGUUCCACUUGUUGAUUCUCUUCGCGCCAAUCAACGAUUGGCCCUUUGAUACUUGAAUCAUCGCGAUGAACUCUACGAAUUAAGCCAAGGCUCGUUUUUUUUAUUGUAUAUGGCGUUACAUUACCUGUACAGACAAAAUAAAUUAUUAUGGAAAAUAAUA